Messenger RNA from Clunio marinus, 189 nucleotides. NCBI's taxonomy places the organism in Eukaryota, Metazoa, Arthropoda, Insecta, Diptera, Chironomidae. The record is from the annotation of a GenBank genome assembly.
AUGGAAAAACAAGCUGACAACAAAGAAAAAUUUCCUGCAGCGUUAAACUUACUUAGUCAUAUAAGAAAAUCCAUUAAAUGUUCUAUGAAAUGUUUUAUCUGUUCAAUAACAAAGCACACAUUUUGCAAAAUGCCUGGCGAAAAUCCACAAAAACAUUUUGUUUCUUUUCCAUACUCAAGAUUAACUUGA